Salvia hispanica is the source of this 2304-nucleotide messenger RNA. NCBI's taxonomy places the organism in Eukaryota, Viridiplantae, Streptophyta, Magnoliopsida, Lamiales, Lamiaceae. The record is from RefSeq and is a predicted model, not a curated record.
AUGAAGCUUGUAAUCGGUGUUUGCUGUUCCGAUUGUUCGUGCGAAGCAGUAUUCUUAUGGAAAUCCCCUGAAAUCGAGCUGCAUUUCGUUUAUUCAGGAGGAACUUUGAAGAAGGAGCGAGGUUUGAGUAAUGGCGCAAGGGGAAGUGGGGCGCUGCAUCUUUCCAUUGACGAGUUUGCAGAUUGGAAAUACUAUGAAGAGAGGAAAAGGGAUUUGCAGUCCUACCUUUCAGAUCUCCACUUAUUUCUACCUUCUGAGAGUGGGAAUUUCUAUAUCUUGGUGGACAAUAGGCCAUGGCUGAAAGAUCUUGCGCCUCUGCCUACUCAUUGGUGGCAAUUGAUGGUUACUAAGUCCAGGUUGUCCCCAUUCGCGAACACAAGGGGCAAGAAGGAAAAAAUGACAACUGAAGAACUUCCAGAAUCACAGACUUCUUCCCCACCACCUACCAGAAAAUUAAGAGUUCUCCGAGAGUGGUUCCGUGUCAUCGAUGAUGUGGUUGGAUCUAGGGAGGAUGCUUUGCUUCCAGUAAAGAAGCUCACAACCUCAUUGAUUGCAAAUGGCUUGAUACACAGCACUCUGUAUGGGUUCAUUGUAUUUGAGGUUGUGUGGAGCAAUGUUCGUGGAAUCAAUUAUUAUAAUGAUCUUCAGACAGAUACAUCACUUGCAAUAGAGGCUAAGAUUAUGCGAAGAUGGGAAUUCGACAGUAUAGCACAAGCUGUGUGGAGCAUAGCCUCAUGGUUUCCUGGGACGAUGGAAGAACAUAUUCUGCUGAAGGAGCAUUUGGAAAUCACAUUAGGAGAGGAUUACUAUGAUGCUGAAGAAAGUUUCGUGACGACUAUUAAUGAGGAUGGGGACGAAACUACUAGUGAUGUUACACCUGCAGGAAGUGAAACUCCCUGCUCUAUGGAGCAUACUCCUAGUGUGUGUCCAGAUACAACUGACAGUAUUAAGAGAACACACCGUGUGUCUCCUACCCUCAAUGAGCCUCCCAGAAGAUGGAAUUUUUUUCGCUCUAGUCACUAUGAAGCUGAGCACGCUUCUAGCUCUGGAGAAGCAAACAAUGAACCAAAUGGAAUCUGUUCGAAGACCUCUGAUGUAAGUGACAGUGAAGAAAAAAUCGAGGUCACAGUCUAUCGUGAUGUUUUGAUUCUAUUCAAGUUCAGUGAUCCCUAUCUCCCUUUCAAGCUAAAGGAAAUAAUAAUGCCAAAACUAAGGCUACUCACUCUACUUGAAGCUGGACUUCCAUCGUGGGUCAUUUUCCUGCAGUCUUACCCAGGAUUUUGCCGGCUCUACCGACCAUGGAUGUGCCCUCUAGCACGAGGCCUAUAUGUCCUUAUCUCAGUCAUUACUGUCCUCAUUGGCUUCUAUGACUUAUACAAGAAUGUACCUCUGCUUAAGGCAACAGUUUCUAGAAUGUUCGGACCCCUCUGCGACUGGAUAGAUGCGUGGGAAAUGACUUCAAGGAUUCAGUAUUUAGGAACUAUGCUGUUUCUUCAUAACUUCCAAAAGGCCAUGAAAUGGUUCCUCACUGCAACAAGGACCGUUCUCUCCUUCCUCUCAUUCUGUGUUAUGCCAUUGGCUCGGCCCUUUGCUGAGGUCGUGGAAUUCUUCUUGCCCCUUUGGAAUCUGUUCGAACCAGUAGCAGAGGAUUUCUUCUCAGUGAUUUCGGCAGUGGUGGAAUCUUCCUUCACGAUGAUAGGUGAUAUUUUGGAGAUCUUCCUGCUGCCGGUGUGGUACUUGUUCAAUGUAGCUUGGAAUGUUUCAACAAAAUUGGUAUACUCUGUAGCAUGGAUACUUUUUUACGCUCCGUUCAGGCUGCUCUUCGGGUUCUGCCGUAUUCUCGCGUCCUCAAGUUCGGUCUUAUUCGCCUUGUUUAGAGAUGUGUGGAUGUCUUCAAGUAGCAUCUUUAGGGUGACAAGGAGUGUUCAGUCAACGGUGAGCACAGUUGAGAUUUCAAUGUGGCGUUCCCUUUGGAAUGACCUUUUCUCUCAGAUUUUUCGUGCUCUCCGAAGUAUUCUCCACGGUUUAGUGGCUUUCCUUGCUGCCUGCAAUAGGCAUCGGCUCAGUAUCUAUAAUCAUGUGCGUGAGUUCAUUCAAAGAUCGUUAAGAGCCAUGAGGACGUGGCCUCAAGAAAAAGUUGGGAUUAGUUGCUCCUCCCUGGAAAGAGUCCUUUUAUCGAGUGAAGAAGUCCAAGAAGGAGAUGUAACAUCUCAAUCAGAGGUAACCACAGAAAGCAAUCUUCAGAGAGAGAGAGGAGAGGGAGGGAGGGAGAAAUUUCAGCUUGGCUUGCAGAGACUUAACUAG